CCAUUGUCGUAACCAUUUCGAUCGAUCGAUCGUUCGAUACACUUUUUCUCUAUCUCAUUGUUCUAUAUUGAUUGUUAUUGAUCUGUCGAUCAGGUGGCCACGAGUACAGUGUGCAGUCACUGCAAGAUGACGAUCGACAACGAGGAUCAGUUCCAUCAACACCUCCAGAAGCACUGCAACCCGGCCAACUCGAACGCCGGCCAAGUAGCAUUUCCCACGUCGUGCAUCAUAUGCAGGCAAACGCUCGUGUCGGACAUCGAGGUGAAGGUGCACGUGCACUAUCACCUGUCUCGGCUCAAGGAACCUCCGGCCGUGUGCGGCAACUGCAACCGGUACAAGCGGUCCGCGUCGUCGCCGUGCGCCGGCUGCAACCCGGUCAGGAACAGCGCCGCGGAACGGUGUCCGGACUGCGGUUCGGCGUUCGACGCUUUCGGUGCGCUGCAACACCACCUGACCACCGUCCACAGGAAACCGUUUCACUGUUUCAAGUGCAAGAUCGGGUUCGAAUCGCAGCAGGAAGCCACGAUCCACUUGGGCACCCACCUGGCCACGCUCAACGGUUCUGUGGACGGCAUCGAGUGCGGCCUGUGCCCUUGCGUGCUACCCACGGCCAACAGCCUUCAGACGCAUCUGAUCGAGCACACGUUCGCCGGAUGCAAAGCGUUCACGUGCUACCUGUGCUCGGCCAUAUUCACCGCACCCACCGGACUCCAGGCGCACAUGACCGUCGACCAUUCAGCCGAAACACCGCCGUACGACUGCCCCAGGCCCGGAUGCCAGGCCAAGUUCUUCUUCACCGCAGAGCUGGACCGGCACACUCUCGAGCACCAGGGACAGGACGUGCUGGCCAACAUGAAUUUCUACAAGUACCAAAACAAGCUGAUGUCCAUCUGCGAAAAACUGUCGUUUAAGUGCGCAGAGUGCUAUCAAAGUUUCUUGACACAAUCCGACUUGCAGUGUCACGUGUACGACCACCAUCGGCAGCAGAAGGACGCACCGCCGACGGGACCGGAAACGAAAGACGUGAAACAGGAAAUGAGCGGAUGCGUGGUGAACGGUAACGCGGAUGAAACACAGCCCUUGGACGGAUGCGAACUGUCCGAGAACCCGAUCAAAGUGGAGGAAGAUGGGGACGAGGUGAGCGUGAAAACGGAACUGCGCGAAAGAGACGACGAGGACGAAGAGAUGAUCGAUGUGGGAGUAAACAAUCGCGACGAGCUGAAGUUGGGAGCAGAUGAAGAAGAUCCGGAUAUGCGUUGACAUGGGUGUCGUCAAUGCUGGGGCAGCAGUCGGGUCUCGGGAUAGAGGGUCCCUGCCAAAAAUUUUUGUUAUUUUCAAACCACAUUGCAAAGAGAAAAAUCGCCUCAAAAUGUAUUAAGAUAAUCGAUAGACGUUUGACCUCGAUUGUCCCCGGAAACCUCCCCGAAAUUGUUGCUUAUAUAUUAAAUUUCACCGUCAUGAUGAUGAUUCAUGAGAAUACAGUUAUUAUUAUUAUUACGAUUAUUGUUUAUUAUCAUUGUUAUAUACACGCGCAAAUGAUACGCAUGAUAUUAGAGUAUAUUGUUUUUAAUAAGUAAAUUCGUAUUAUUGUUACAUAUUAUUAUUAUUACUAGCAGUAUAACAUAGUACACGUAAUACUCAGCGUGUUCUGUUUAUAUUAUUAUUAUUAUUAUUGUAUACAUCACAUAUUAUGAUUGUAUAUGUUGUGUUUACGGUGAAUAAUGCGCACACAUUUAAAGUUUUAGGUGGUGAAAUAUUAUUAUUAAUAUGACCUCGUCGAGGAAUGAAUUAUAUUAUUCGAGAUAAAUUAUGUUAUCACUUUCUUUUCGUACGUAAUAUAUUAAUACUUUUUAGCGUUAUUGUUCAUAAUAUUAUACAUUGUAUUAAACGAGUCUUACAUGUUUUUUAACGUCACUUAUUAGCUUAUAUUAUUAUUUAAAGUCUUAUAGGAUUUAUGUUUAUGUUGAAUGAUUCAUAUAGAUAUUCCGUUGUUUUAUUUUAUUUAUUAUUGUACAAAUAUCAUUAUAGUUCUAUUAUAUAAAAAAAACAUGUGUAUAUACAACGAUAAUGUCUUUAAGGGUUAUGGCUAUUUCUUAUGGUUAACAAUAUUUUGUUUUUAUUUUACUUUAACUUUAAUUGUGAUACUAUUUUAUCAAAACGGUUUUUAUUAUACACACCGUA
This is a messenger RNA of Myzus persicae (green peach aphid), 2181 nucleotides long. Its product is annotated as zinc finger protein 384-like. The transcript has 3 exons. The record is from RefSeq and is a predicted model, not a curated record. Gene Ontology annotation, cellular component: nucleus. NCBI's taxonomy places the organism in Eukaryota, Metazoa, Arthropoda, Insecta, Hemiptera, Aphididae. Bases 127 to 1260 code for a protein of 377 amino acids. Gene Ontology annotation, biological process: regulation of transcription by RNA polymerase II. Gene Ontology annotation, molecular function: DNA-binding transcription factor activity, RNA polymerase II-specific; RNA polymerase II transcription regulatory region sequence-specific DNA binding.